AUGGGAAAGUUCCGCGCUCGGCCUUGUGUAUUCCUCGCAGAGAUGCUUUAUAGCUUGUACGAGCCUAUCCCAGCUACACCACUCAUACAGCCUAUCGCAGUUGUCUGUAUCUCCGAUACGCACAACACCCAAACCAAAGUCCAGGAUGGAGACAUCCUCAUCCAUGCUGGCGAUCUCACACAAUCUGGAUCCUUUCAGGAACUUCAGGAUGCGAUCACCUGGCUACGCAGCCUACCUCAUCCCACCAAAAUUGUGAUUGCUGGCAAUCACGAACUCUUACUUGAUCCAGCGCGGGAUGAUGUGUCUGGACGAGCAGCCUCCGAGCGAGCUCAAAUCGACUGGGGAGAUAUCAUCUAUCUAGAGAACGAAGAAGUAACAAUUUCUUGUCCAAAUGGUCGUCAACUUAGGGUCUACGGAAGCCCUCACUCUAUCCGCAAUGGCAACUGGGCCUUUCAAUAUCCCCGAAAUCAAGAUGUAUGGGCUGCCUCAGUACCAGACGGAAUCGAUGUGCUUAUUACCCAUGGUCCAACACUUGCUCAUCUUGACUUACUGAAGUUUGGCUGUCCUCAUUUACUGCAGACCCUAUGGAGAGUUCGGCCAAGGCUACAUGUAUUUGGCCAUAUACAUGAGGGUUCAGGAACAGACUGGAUGCUGUUCAAUGGGCUCCAGGAGACGUAUGAGCGGACUGUCGCUGCUGGAGGGGGCAUUCAAAAUCUACUGCUUACAGCUUGGGAGUUUGUUAAGGGAGUCAUGCGCCCAGCCGUGGAAGCAAAAUGUUUACUUGUGAAUCCUGCCAUCGUUGGAGGGUUGCAGGAUAAUGAACGAAGGCAGCCUAUCAAGGUUUUAUUUAAGUACUGUUACAAUCUUGCUGAAUAA
Penicillium nucicola is the source of this 876-nucleotide messenger RNA. Its product is annotated as metallophosphatase domain-containing protein. The coding region runs from base 1 to 876 and encodes 291 amino acids. The transcript has a single exon. Gene Ontology annotation, molecular function: hydrolase activity. The record is from RefSeq and is a predicted model, not a curated record. Lineage: Eukaryota; Fungi; Ascomycota; Eurotiomycetes; Eurotiales; Aspergillaceae.